AUGAACGUGACAGAGGACAGGGAAGCCUUGGCUGCGCCGGGCCUUGCACUUGGCGACUUCAAGUCAGACGCAGACGUUCCAACGGAGCUGACACUGUCAGUGGAGGCUUCUGCUCCAGGGCCUGAGUGCCGGUGCUUGGGGAAGCACAGCGUGUUCUUCCACCCGAUCGACAGGUUGCCCAAGAAGGUCAUGAGCAGGAAGGUUGCUGGCCAAUAUGGCUUGGUUUUCGCAGCUUCCGCACAGACUGCCGACGUGGUUUUUGCUUCAUCUCGUGACAAGAAGGUGAAGAAGGACCUGGCAAAGGGAAGAGCUGCCAUUCUUCUCAUGCGGACAGACUCCACUACCAUGGGCAGUGACCACGAUUUACUGGAUCAUCCUCGUGUGAUUGGCAUGUUUAGGGAAUUCGCGCCGCGCAGAAGGGAACAGUAUUUCUGGCCGUGGUUCAAAAGCAGAAUCCAUUACUUCAAGAUCUGCAAUUCCACGCGCUUUCGGACAAACCCGAUCUGUGAUCGUCCGAAGCAAUUCAGGCCUAAGCACAUGGUUCGGGCCGGGGUCGACAAAAUUCGCGUGGUGAACCUGAUCUGGUGGCAGUACUUUCCGAUCUUGGAGAAGCCCAUCCAGGACUUCGAUGCUGCGCCCGAAACGAUCUUGGACAAGCCGCGGCCCAUCGAUGUGUUCGUGGCCGUGCACUUGCGAAAUGACGACCCCUACUCCUUGCAAAGAUCUGCUCUCCGAGAGACCUUGGCCGAUCCGUCGCUGUCUGGGCUGAAGCAGGUGCAAUACUUUUGUUACGAAGGGGAGUCGGAACUCUGGAAAGCGACAUGGAACAGGGUGGUCCAUGGGCUCAACUGCCUGAAAGGCGACCAGUACAUGAGCUAUUUGCGACAAAGCAAGAUUGUCGUCUGCGCCUGGGGAUUCGGAGAGCGAACUGGCUGCGAGCAUGGCGGCUGGGUUCAUGGAGCUUUGGUGGUGAAGCCUCAGUCGGACUGGGUACUCUCACUGCCGGAUAUGUACAGAUCGAAUGCGACCUACAUAGCUGUGAAAGCCGACUGGAGCGAUCUGCCUACCACUUUGCGGCAUGUGCUGGCUCACUACGACGGAUACAGAGGCAUGCGCGCCUAUGCGCGCAAGACGUUCCUUCGAAACGCCACGCAUAAGAAGUUCCUUGACCAUUUCUGGCGAAGUACCUGCGCUGCUAUCGAACAGACAGACUGGGGAGGAUGCAAUAAGACGCGCAGCAAAAAGCCGCUUUAG
Molecule: messenger RNA, 1254 nt
Organism: Symbiodinium sp. CCMP2456
Lineage: Eukaryota; Dinophyceae; Suessiales; Symbiodiniaceae
Source: the annotation of a GenBank genome assembly